AUGUCACUUUUAUGUCAUUCUAUCUCCCUUUACUUCAGUGGGUGCAGGUUCAGGUGCACAGAUGUGAUUCUCAGGCACCUGUCUGUAGCCAACUCCUUCUACAUUCUCUGUAGGGGAAUCCCAGAGACCAUGGCAGCACUUGGGAUGGAAGACUUCCUUAAUAAUGCUGGAUGCAAACUGGUUUUCUAUGUUCAAACAGUGGGCAAGGGUGUGUCUUUCAGCACCACCUGCCUGCUGAGUGUCUCCCAGGCCAUCACCAUCAGCGCCAGGAGUCCCAGGUGGGCAGAGCUGAAAGUGAAAGCCCUGAAGUGCAUCGGGCCCUGUACCAUCAUUUGCUGGGUCCUGCACAUGCUGCUAAAUGUCAGAGUUCUUAUGCUUGUAAGUGACAAAGAGAAUCACAAAAAUAUCACAAAUAUUUUAGAUUUUCAAUACUGUUCAAUUAUGAUUUCUGACAAACACCAAAACGCCAUUUUUGCGGCAUUGACAUUAUCACAUGAUAUUUUGUGUUUGAAGCUUAUGAUCGGGAGUAGUGCCUCCAUGGUUUUCAUUUUGUAUAGGCACAAGCAGCAAACACAGCACAUUCACAGACACAGCAUUUCAUCAAGAUCGCCAGCUGAGACUAGAGCUUCUCAAAGCAUCCUCAUCCUGGUCUGUGCCUUUGUAUUCUUCUACUUCCUAUCUUCUAUCACAUAUGUCUGGUUUUCUCUGUAUACUAACACUGCUUGGUGGCUGGUUAAAACUUCUGCCCUAACCAAUGCCUGUUUCCCUACUGCUAGUCCCUUCAUUCUCAUGACCCGUGAACAUUGUGUUUACAGGCCCACACAAUGUUCGUGGAAGAAAUGA
Molecule: messenger RNA, 843 nt
Organism: Octodon degus (degu)
Lineage: Eukaryota; Metazoa; Chordata; Mammalia; Rodentia; Octodontidae
Product: vomeronasal type-1 receptor 2
Exons: 1
Coding region: 1-843 (280 amino acids)
Biological process (GO): G protein-coupled receptor signaling pathway
Cellular component (GO): membrane
Molecular function (GO): pheromone receptor activity
Source: RefSeq, a predicted model, not a curated record